ACCAACUGCGUCCCGCUGAGGGGGUUUACCACGUUUCUGCCUCGAGAUCCUCCUUCAGCCCCUGGGAGAAGGUGGCAGUUGCGGGUGUUCCCUUGGCCUCUCCCCAUCCCACUUGCAUACUUGUACCGUUCCAUCCCUUCCCUCUAUGAACGGUCUUGCAGUCUCGUUUCAGACAUAUCCUUCCUACUUGAAUUUGGUUAUUGCUCCGCUUCCUCUAAUUUCCUGACACGAGAUUUGAUCAAGAGGAAUCACAAUGACCUUAUUAUUACCUACUGCUCUCCCUCUGGUGGCUCGAUCUAGCGAAUGCACUACUGGUCAACAGUGCGAUGGUUGUCAAGCGAGUGGGUGCUCAGAUUCUGCAACUUCAACUAUAGCAUCGUCGACAACGAGUGAGGAACCCGUAAGAACUAUUAUUACACUCAACACCAUCCCUCAACCAACUGGCCCAUCAACAUCAACCACCACAGUUAUAAAUUCAAGGAUAAGAGCAGAAGCUAUGUCUUCCACCGCCUCUCCUUCUCAAACGCCAAAGGCUACUCCUCCAAAUAAUACACCAAUCAUUGUAGGCAUUGUCUGUGGGAUAGUGGGGUGUUCGGUUAUUUCAGUAUUAAUAUGGUUUCUCUGGAGGAGGAAGAUGCAAAAGAAAACAAGGAUCACUUCGACAGCUUCGUCGUUUGGGGGUGGGAAAGACGGAAAAGACUUUGAACUGGCACGACAAAGCUCAUUAUAUGAAAAUCGACACCUUCAGCCAGAGGAUGGUCGAGGGGGUAUGUCAAUCAUUCUUAGGCUCCAUCAGAUGAUUUACUAAUUACAAUUCAGCAUAUACCCAAGCUCAGAGAGCAAGAAGCCUGAGCCAAGGUUCAAACAACCCUGGCUCGGCUAUUGGCUCUCGACCAGCUACUCCAGUUCCUCCAGCGGAAACAGAGGAGAAACAAACAGUUCCUCUUCCAAAAGCCCAGUAUCCAGCAUAUCACCCACUACCAGGUAGAAGUCCAGAAAUACCAGCCUGGCGCAACGUAGAAACACCUUAUACACCGGUGACACCAAUGACGCCGAUGCAUCAUUCAUCACAACAAACAAGACAUCCAGCUUAUCAUGUACAUCAAUUAUCUCAACACCCAGCAUUCAGAGCAGGAAACUCACCACCAAGACCUGCACCUCCCACAUGGGCACAUCCAGCUUUCCGUCCGGAAGGCACAGCUCACCAAUUAGACUCCACACCAAUCAUCCCUCAAAACGAACUUGACGGGUUUUCGUUCGUUCCUCGAAGUCCUCGAAUCGAAAGCUUGAGAAAUGAGAGUUUGGGCGCAUCGCGGCCUGAACCUCUAAGGCUUAAGCAUUCAUCUACAGAACUGCCAGCAGCCGAUGUUCCCCGUUUAUUUUCAAACUCAAAUACACACUCCGAACCCAACAUGAAAUCACGCUACGAAACACCCUCAGAGCCAUGUUCUCAAGCCUCCUCGCCCGCCACGCCAUUCCCGCAAAUCAGGAACGCACGAAGUCACAACGUGCUAUCAGGAGACAACUCCGCCAGAACAGGGAUCUCAACAUACACCAUUCCAAUCGGACUAGGCGUCAUCGAUGGCUCCCCAACCAUAGGAGUAAACCCAUUCUCCCUUCCCCUUCAAGGCCGAGAAAUCACCUCCGCCCCCAAGGAGGAGUCCAAGAGCAAGAAAGAAGAGAAGAAACGCUCCAAAUCUCCACCUCCGGUACUCAAGUCCAACAUGAACGAUCGCGAUGACCACGUUCUAUCCUGGGAUUCUUACGGUGCAGGUCAAUUAUCGGGUAUCGGCCCCUCCAGCUCCAUUAGUUCAGAGAGAUCACGGAGACAGAGGGAGAUUGAACAGGGGAUUAUUGCACGGGAUCGUGAGGGUAGGGCGGCGAUCAAGGAGGGCAAGAAGGGAGGGGGGAAAGCGUGGAUGAGCCAGGAGCGAGGGAGUUAUGGGGAAAUUCCUGAGACGCCUCUGAGUACUUAUACCGAGAGUUGGAUGGAGCGAGAAAGUUGGGCUUUGAGAUGAUGCAUGUGUCUCUCGUUUGUGGUUUGGAUUGUGCGUACAGCUUGAGCUAUUUGUUUUGCGAUACCCGGAUUGAAGGAGGAGUAAUGGCCCGCGCGAUACUCUCAUCUGAUGGGUACUUUGAUACCUCGACGCAUUGGACUUACUGGAAUACCGAUAUUAGCUACCGUGGAGGAAUACCUCGCGCGUUUUAAUGUAGAAUAUAAAUACCGACACCGACACAGACUACGAUAUUGAACAUCACUGUACACUCGCUACAACACACAUCAUACCUACCAUUAAAAAGGUCGAUCAACACACACUCGUUACAUAUUACAAUCCAUUCAGCACCACAUACACUCAUUAAAAUCAACUUCCGCCUCUCUCGUCACUUUUGGAUGUUGGGGAAGUGAAGCUGUGUGCAUAUGAACAGGCGUUUUGGCAGCAUUGAAAUAGGGGUUUUCGGAAUGGGAUUGGGAUUGGGAAGGAACUUGGCGUUUGAAGGUUAACGUAGUAUCUAACUUCUUGGUUUCUUGGUGGGAUAUGGUGGUGUGGUGAGGAGAAAGAUAGGGUAAAGGAGAUAAGAGCGAUGAAUAAAACCCCAAAGAUAUCAAUAUAAAUUUAAAGACACACAG
Hymenoscyphus albidus is the source of this 2629-nucleotide messenger RNA. The record is from the annotation of a GenBank genome assembly. NCBI's taxonomy places the organism in Eukaryota, Fungi, Ascomycota, Leotiomycetes, Helotiales, Helotiaceae.